AUGAUCUGGAAGAAAUCGGACGAGAUUGAUAUCACCAAAGCAACAACGUUUCGAGUCGAAUUUGAACUAGAAGCGUUAUCCAGACUUGUCCAUGACAAUAUUGUGAAAUUUUAUGACCAAUUUCAAGAAGAUGGUGCACAGUAUAUCAUUAUGGAGUACUGCAAAUAUCGGUCAUUGCGGGAUUAUGUUAAACAAAAUGGAAGAUUGUCUGAUUUUUCAGCGGCAUACAUUCUUCGUCAAUUAGUAAGUGCAGUGAAACAUAUACAUGAUCGUAAUAUGAUACAUCGUGAUCUUUCCGCUGGAAACGUCCUUAUUUCAUCGAUCAGGGAAGACAAAUUAUUUGUUAAACUUGCUGAUUUUGGCCUCGCAACAAAAUUUCGGAAAGGUGAUGUUGCUAGGACAAUGCUUGGAACUCCCGGAUAUAUUGCGCCGCAGGUGUACAAUCGGCAUUAUAAUCAAAAAGCAGAUGUCUACUCAUUGGGUGGAAUAUUAUAUCUAAUGCUAACUGGAAACGAUCCUCCGCGAGAUCACGAAGUGAAUCCUUUCAAAGAAACAAUCUCGCUGGAAAGUGCUACUCUCAUCCAAAGUAUGAUGGAUCCGAAUGAAGAAAGACGUAUUACUCUCGGAGACAUAUCACUAAGUGACUUUAUGAGGAAAGUUGAUGGACUUAGUCUUCCUAUAAGUCGAUCUCGCGAAACAUCAAAAGAAAGAAUCAUUUAUCGUGACUGUCAAACUGCGCAUAUUUCACCAGUAAUUGUUCGAGCACAUUCAGCGAAACCAACAGCUAGUGGAUAUAGGCGUAUAACUAAAGAUUCUGCAUUUGAAAGCGGUGAAAGUACUCAUCCUUAUCGUCGACGACCAUCUUUGGAUUAUUAUCAUGGUGAAUCGACUGGCAUAACAAAUUGUCGGCAUAGCACUUAUUUGGAGAAUCAAUGUGCACAUUGUGGCAAACAACAGUCAUUGGAAAGAAAGUGUGGAAGGCAGAUUGACGUAUACGAACCUAAUGGUAUACGGCAUUCAUCACAUGCAAAACGGAGACCUGCACCUACUGAACCAGUUGGUACCAAUUUGAAGCAGAUAAAGGACAACUUUGGUGAUCAUUCAAAUAAAACAACUACCACACUUAUAUGGCCAGUUGAUGUAUCACGUUUGGCGCCUUCGGAGACUGUACGAAAAGCUGGAAGGUUUACACUUCAAAAAAAUGGAACAAUUGUUUACGAAGCUACUAUUCGAGAUCGAAGCCAUUCAGUUCAUCGAAGUAACGCUAUAAAUGAUGAAAUGCUCGUAAAUUGGAUUGCUAUAGUGAAAAAAACAGCGAAUGGGGAACAGAAUUUUUCAGUUUUUCAUCAGCCAGACAAAUGUGCUUUUCUUAUUACAAAUAAUGAAACACCAUCCCUUCCAGACGAUGCUAAAAUCCAUCGUAAUUAUUACAGUUUAAAACAGUUGCAACAGAGAAUCGAUAAAGUGGAUGAGAUUGCUUAUGCCUUGUACAGAAAGAUUCUGGAUGAGGUGAGUGCGUUAGGCGCACGCGUUGUCAAGAUUAUCUUCAAGCCAUCAUGUGAUAGUACUGCUAGGCUGAUGGAAAAUGGCGAUUUUCGAGUCAAAUUUCAAGAUGGACGGUUAGCUAUGCUAAAAAAAGGCGCAGAUUCGAUUGUUGUUACAACAAAUAAUAAGGAUCUCACAUCUUUAUCAAGUAAAGAAAGAUGCAUGUUCGAAUGUGCUCACAAGGAUGCUGUUUUGGUGGAAACAUUCUUAGAGAGUGCGCCGUUGAAAACUGUGAAAUCGUUUCCAUUUCACUUCUCAAAUAGCAGUCAAUUCAUUACGAAUGAAAUAACUGAAAAAAAUUUGGCAAAACAGCAAGCAAAUCAUAUGACCUCGGAAAGAUUCAGCUGUCCCACUCAGCGAUUAUCAGGUAAAAAGUGUCAAUCUACGGAUUACGUACCGAGACAAUCUCGUGCACCACUUUGCACUCGCAAUAUGUCACCGUUACCAAGGAAUUCAAAUAAUGGUUUCAAAAUUAUUCCGAAAACCAGAGGAGCAAGUUGCUCAUCACCUGAAAAUCUGCAAUUGCCUCGCCAUCGACCUCAAAUGCUUGCGGAAGGAGAGUAUAUCUUGCGCGGUCAGUUCAAAAAAAAUGGCAUACAAAUUCCAACGCGCAUCAUUUUAAACAAUUCAAAAAUCGCUCUGGAAUUGCGAAUAUCCUCUAACGAUCCAGAAAUUUUUGUUUUUAAAGAAGAUGAUCGUGAGGAGAGGUUUCGGUUUGAUGGUAUCAAUUAUGGCUGUGUCCCAGUAGCCGCUCGUGACCUUCUUUUUACACUGUAUCAGAAACGACAGAAAUUGAAAGCAUCAUUAAAUUGCGCUUGA
Molecule: messenger RNA, 2364 nt
Organism: Acanthocheilonema viteae
Lineage: Eukaryota; Metazoa; Nematoda; Chromadorea; Rhabditida; Onchocercidae
Source: the annotation of a GenBank genome assembly